This is a messenger RNA of Cannabis sativa, 1518 nucleotides long. RefSeq lists its product as uncharacterized. The coding region runs from base 1 to 1518 and encodes 505 amino acids. The transcript is spliced from 5 exons. Lineage: Eukaryota; Viridiplantae; Streptophyta; Magnoliopsida; Rosales; Cannabaceae. The record is from RefSeq and is a predicted model, not a curated record.
AUGGAACAUUUACUGUCGGUACUAUACUACAAUGGAAAAUUUGUAGAUAGAUGCUUAUACACAGAUUAUCAAGUAGCAGCCUAUGAACAUGAAGAACCAUAUAUACAAGAGACUGAUCCAAUUCCUACAUGGACAGAUUAUGCACUCUCAGUAGCUAAUUACAUCACAGAAAGAACUAUAGAAGCUACCAACUCAAGCUGGGAAAACAAAACAAACAUCGUCAAUGAUCCAAGGAUUGACACAAUAAGAGUUGGGCAAAUUUUCCAAGACAAGGAAACAGUAAAGCUUGCGAUGAGCCUAUAUGCAAUCAAAAUGAAUGAACAACACAGGGUAAAAAGAUCAUCAACAAAGGACUACAGCUUAGUGUGUGUUGAUAAAAAUUGUAAAUGGUACUUCUUGGCAACAAAACAUAGAAAAACAAAUCUCUUCAAAGUCAGAAAACUUGUGGAGGAUCAUACAUGCUCAAUAGAAUGCAUCCAUGACAAUCACCCCCAAGAAACAAGUAACAUAAUAGCUGACUGCAUCAAAAGAAAAAUUAGCAAUCCAAAAAGAAACUACAGGCCAAAUGAGAUUGUUGAUGAUGUAGCAGAAGACUAUAGUGUCUCAAUUUCUUACCAAAAAGCUUGGAGAGCAAAAGAGAAGGCUUCCGAAAAAGUAAUAGGCUGCACACAUGAUUCAUACAAUGAAAUACCAGGGAUUCUAUACAUGAUCAAAAAAUGUAAGCCAGGAACAGUAACAGACUUAGUCCAACAUGACAAUGGGCAUUUUAAGUACCUAUUCUUUGCAUUAGGAGUCUCAAAAGAAGGCUGGAAACACUGCACACCUCUAAUUGUGGUUGAUGCAACUUUCCAUAAGAAUGCAAAUGGAGGAACAUUGAUAAUUGCUAGUGCACAAGAUGUCGACAGACACAUAUUCCCACUAGCUUUUUCAGUUGUUGAUUUUGAAAAUGAUGCAUCAUGGCAAUACUUCAUGGAAAAGCUCAAAGAAUCAUAUGGGGAGCGUGAAGACCAAUGCAUAAUUUUUGACAGACACGAAAGUAUAGCAAAAGCAAUGAAAUCAGUAUUCCCUAACUUGAUGCAUGGGAAAGGAGGAGAUGAUCUAAGAGAUGCAUUCUACUAUGCAGCAAAAGCAUACAAUCAAACUGACUUCGAUUAUUGCAUGAGGGACUUAGACAACAUUGAUAGUCGAAUUCGUCCUUACCUGACAAAUAAAGUUGGCCUAGAAAAAUGGACAAGGCUUUACAGCUCAAAUAAACGCUACUCAACAUUAACCUCCAAUAUAGCAGAGUCUGUGAACUCAGCAUUGAAAGAAAUCAGAGAGCUACCGAUUGGAACACUGCUCGAAUGUCUACGUUGCUUGGUUCAAAAAUGGUCAUGGGAAAACAAAAAUAGAGCUUUGUCCACAUUCACAACAUUAGCAAAAAUACCAGAAAAGAUACUAAAGGAUAAACUGGAACUCAGUAAGAAACUAAAGGUGCAAACAUCCAAUAUUGUCAUAUACACAAUAAAAGAACUGUGA